AUGACUUCUUUAAUAAAUAAUAACAACACAAUUACAAUUCCAAAACAAAAAUUACUAAAUAAUCAACAACCGGAAGAAGAAGUAAGGAAAAAAAGAGGGGCAGGAAGUAGUAAUUGUAUUCUUCUACCAAAUGGGAAAAAAACAAAAGGAAGAGUUAAAAUAAAAAUGGAAUAUAUUGGAAAUAAAUUGAGAAGAUAUACAACUUUUAGUAAAAGAAAAACUGGAAUUAUGAAAAAAGCAAAUGAACUUUCAACAUUGACAGGCACUCAAGUACUUUUACUUGUUGCAUCUGAAACUGGGCAUGUUUAUGCAUUUGCAACAAGUAAAUUAAAGCCUAUGAUACUCUCUGAACCUGGAAAACAAUUAAUUCAGAAUUGUUUAAACGCAACAGAAGAACAAAUAAUUGACCCAAUGCCAACAAAAACAGAAUUUACCUUUGAACCACAAACAUUAGGAAUAACCCCAAUAAUAACCCCUCAACAACAACAAUUAAAUAAUCCAAGAAAAAGAAAAUUAGUUUCUGAUUUAUUUCAAAUUAAUGAUUCUUCUAAUUCGGUGAGAAAAAAUUUUUAA
Messenger RNA from Meloidogyne enterolobii, 573 nucleotides. NCBI's taxonomy places the organism in Eukaryota, Metazoa, Nematoda, Chromadorea, Rhabditida, Meloidogynidae. The record is from the annotation of a GenBank genome assembly.